AUAAACACCCUCAUCUCACUAUUAUCCAACUACCUAUUAACCACACUACUUAUUACCAUCGCGUUCUGACUACCUCAACUAAACACCUACACAGAAAAGACCAGCCCAUAUGAAUGCGGAUUCGACCCUACGGAAUCCGCACGAUUACCAUUCUCCAUAAAAUUCUUCCUAGUCGCAAUCACGUUUCUCCUAUUCGACCUAGAAAUCGCCCUCCUCCUUCCCCUUCCAUGGGCAUCCCAAUCUCCAAACCUGAAAUUAACAAUUCUAAUAUCUCUAGGAUUAAUCCUAAUUCUAGCGCUAGGGCUAGCUUACGAAUGAUCUCAAAAAGGCCUAGAAUGAGACGAAU
Chinchilla lanigera (long-tailed chinchilla) is the source of this 346-nucleotide messenger RNA. Lineage: Eukaryota; Metazoa; Chordata; Mammalia; Rodentia; Chinchillidae. The record is from the annotation of a RefSeq genome assembly.